AUAGCACACUUUGGACUUUGGAAGUUACUGAAAGGAUCAUUUGGUUGAUCGCUAUGCAGGGCAAACUGAGUGAGGAGCACACUAAGCAUGUGCUUGGAGCAUGGAGAACAGCUCCGCCGGUGGCUGAACUGCAGGACCAGCUGCUCGCAGUACUGGAGCUGUACGAGCACUUCCCACUGGACGUCGCCAUCACUGGAGGCACACCUGAGGCCAACGCACGCCUAGCCAGAGUUGUCUGUGGACUACAGGACCAAGAGCACUGCCUCUUAGAUGAGGAGGAGGAGGAGGGAGAGGACGAAGAGGAAGACGAAAGUGAUGAGGGAGAGGAAGAGCUAGAACAGAGUGAGAUGUCCGAUGUAGACACAGGAAGUAAAGAAAUGAGCAAGAAUGUGUGGAGAACAGAGAAUGGCCUCCCAGUGUUGUCUUAUCCUUAUAUCCCAAAUGUCCGCAUAUGGAUCUUAAACGGGCCCUCUGCACCAUACUCUGGCAGCCCACCCAGUGCUGGCUCACUCUUUGACCUGCUGGUGGUCCUCACCUCAGAGCUGCACCCGGAGGACCACAUGGUGUCUCUCAUGGAGCUGCGUGAGAGGGACCAGCCGCUGUACCUAGUUAAAGCAGAGGCGGACACGGACCUGGUCCACGAGGAGCUUAAAGGGCCGUGCAAGACCUGUGCUUGGGAGCGCAUGAGAGAGCGCAAAUUAGAACUGCAGCGCAGGAGGAAAGAAAGAGAGGCAACAGGGACAGGGGUCAGCCAAGACCCUGACAGGCUAGUGGGCAUGACGGAGAUCGGUGGUCUUCUCCUCUCCGCUCUUCCAGACAUGAGGAAGCAGGCUUUUUGUCAGUUUAUACUAGAUGCUUCCAAAGAACUCAGAGCGCCAAAAAAUCUGAGAAAUAAUGCUAAGUCUACAAUCUCCCCUGCCCUUGAUACUGGGAAGGUAAAGAAGGAGGAAAUAGAACAGAUCUCUGCAUUUCUGUCGUCCAAGGCUCUGACCAACCAUCCCGCCAGGCUUCUGAGUAUCCUGAACGCCAUGGAGGACUUCCGUCUGGAUGUGGGAGUCCUGGGCGCCACCGGCUGUGGCAGCUCCAGCUUCAUCAAUGCCCUCCUAGGGCUGAAGAACGGAGAAGAGGGAGCAGCACCAACAGGUGUCACUGAAACCACCCUCGAGCCUGUGGCAUACCAGUACCCAGAAUUCCUCAACGUGGUCCUCUGGGACCUCCCAGGGAUGGGGAGGGUUGGUGGGCUCAACUCCCCCUUUCUUCAGAAGUCCAGUGAGGCGGAUCCCCUGACCACUGUGCUGCGCCCCUCCUGUGACGUUUACAUCCUUCUGUCUCCAGUCCGACUCAGCAUGGACUGUGUGAGCUUACUGCACCAUAUCUUAGCCACAGGUACGCAGUGCUACCUGGUCCUGUCCAAGGCUGAUCAGGUUGAUGAGGAGAGAGUUAGUGAAGUGAAGAGGUGGAGUGAGGAGGUUUUGUCAACGUUGGGAUACCAGCUGGUGGUUUAUGCCGUCUGUGCACUGCAGCCAGAGAGGAUGGACUUUCAUGAACUGACAGAGACACUGCAGCUCUCCAUAUCCUGUCACAAGAGGAAGGCCAUGGCCCAGCAUGUUGCAAAAUUAUUAGAGCAGGAAAUCUUUAAGAAAAAAACAGAGCUUUGUAAAACAAUGUAAUAAUUUAUAUUUAUUCCAA
Sardina pilchardus (European sardine) is the source of this 1689-nucleotide messenger RNA. Its product is annotated as immunity-related GTPase family M protein 3. The transcript is spliced from 3 exons. Gene Ontology annotation, molecular function: GTP binding. Gene Ontology annotation, cellular component: membrane. The coding region runs from base 54 to 1670 and encodes 538 amino acids. Lineage: Eukaryota; Metazoa; Chordata; Actinopteri; Clupeiformes; Clupeidae. The record is from RefSeq and is a predicted model, not a curated record.